Trichoderma gamsii is the source of this 1662-nucleotide messenger RNA. Its product is annotated as major facilitator superfamily transporter. The record is from RefSeq and is a predicted model, not a curated record. NCBI's taxonomy places the organism in Eukaryota, Fungi, Ascomycota, Sordariomycetes, Hypocreales, Hypocreaceae. The transcript has 2 exons. Gene Ontology annotation, molecular function: transmembrane transporter activity. Bases 1 to 1662 code for a protein of 553 amino acids. Gene Ontology annotation, biological process: transmembrane transport.
AUGUCUCAACCAACAUCUGAAGAUGAAAAGCCACCAACGGCCACUACAGAGACAAGCGUCGUUAAGAUGGAGACGCACGAGUAUCCAUCCAAUCAGAAGCGAGUGCUCAUCAUGGGCUCGCUUUACCUGGCCAUCUUCUUGGUUACUCUGGACACAAAUAUCAUUUCGACCGCCAUCCCUCGAAUUACAGACGAGUUCCAUUCUCUCAACGAUGUAGGCUGGUAUGGCUCGGCCUAUUUACUCACCCAGUGCAGCUUCCAGCUCGUCAUGGGAAAAGUUUAUAAAUACUAUCCUACGAAACCAAUUCUUCUUGUCGGCAUUGUUCUCUUUGAAGUUGGAUCCGCUGUCUGUGGUGCAGCUCCCAGCUCAGCAGCCUUCAUUGUCGGUCGUGCCAUCGCCGGUCUAGGAGCAUCGGGCAUCUUUUCUGGCAUCAUGGUCGUCUUGUUCCAUACUAUUCCGCUGCAACAGAGACCCAUCUACCAGGGCCUUUUCGGAGCCGUCUUUGCACUUGCUUCUGUUAUUGGCCCCGUUGUUGGUGGCACCUUUACAGACAAGGUCACUUGGAGAUGGUGCUUCUACAUCAACCUGCCGAUUGGUGCAGUUUCGCUCAUUGUCACCACUUUGAUCCUCCACAUGCCCAACCAAAAGCUUGAAACACCUGCGGCAACAUUGCUCGGUAAAGUUCAGCAACUCGACCCGAUUGGCAACCUGGCCUUCUUCCCCGGCAUCAUCUGCUUGAUUCUGGCUCUGCAGUGGGGAGGCACCACAUACCCCUGGAGCGACGGCCGUGUCAUUGCCCUCUUUGUCAUCUGCGGCGUCUUUGUUUCGCUCUUCAUCGGCAUCCAGAUCUGGAAGGGCGAGGCUGCAACAGUCCCACCUCGUAUUGCCAAGCAGCGCAGCAUCAUCGGAUCUCUCUGGUUCACCUUCUUCAGCGGCGCCGGCAUGAUGGUCGCCACGUACUAUCUUCCCAUCUGGUUCCAAGCAAUCAAGGGCGUUGACGCCAUUACUUCUGGCCUCAUGUUGCUGCCCACGAUUCUUUCGGUGGUUGUUUCUUCGAUGGGAUCUGGAAUUCUCAUUUCCAAGCUCGGCUACUACACUCCGUUUUUCUAUAUCAGCGCAGUCAUGAUGCCGAUUGGAGCAGGGCUGUUAUCAACGCUGGAACCCGGAACUGGCCACUCCAAAUGGAUUGGCUACCAGGUCCUCUUUGGGCUGGGUCUUGGCUUCGGCAACCAGCAGCCCCUGAACGUCGUACAGACGAUCCUGGACAGACCAGACAUCGCGACCGGUUCCGCCCUGGUCAUGUUUCUCCGUUUCCUCGGCUCGUCCAUCUUCUUGCCAGUUGCACAGAACAUCUUCAUCAGCGGCUUGAGCUCGAGAGUCGGCCACAAUAUUCCAGAUGUCGACCCCAAGCAAGUGGCUAGCGCGGGCGCCACGGAUUUAAAGAAUUUGGUUCCGGCGAGCUACCUGCCGACGCUUCUCAUUGAUUACAACGACGCGAUCAUGGUUCUUUUCUACAUGAUGGCUGGGAUAACAGCGGCUUGUAUCUUUGGCUGCUUCCUUGUGGAAUGGCGCAGCUUGAAGGCUCGUGCUAAGAAUGAGGCGGGAGCGAAGCCAGCCCCGACAGAUCCAGAAGCGAAAGAGGUGGCUGUGGCGGAGGCGUAA